AUGAUGAAAUUCAUUUGUUUGGUGUUGCUCCUAUGCACUGCGCAGUCCACUUUGGGGGCGUGGCAGAAAAUCGACGGGGGUCUGAAACACGUCUCAGUCGGCCGAGCUGGUGUAUGGGGCGUCAACAACAAUGACAACAUCUACUACCGCAGAGAUACAUACGGAGACAAUGAAAACCCGGGAACAACCUGGACUCAAAUCGCAGGAGGACUGAAACAAGUCGAUGUUGGUGACGACAUGGUCUGGGGUGUCAACUCCAAUGAUGAUAUCUUCUAUCGAUCUGACAUCAAUGAAGGCGAUCAAGACGGGGCUGAAUGGGUCAAAAUUGAUGGAAAAUUGAAGCAUAUUAGUGUCAGCCAAAAGGGGCAUGUUUGGGGGGUGAACUCCGGUGAUAAGAUCUAUCACCGUAUCGGGGUUAGUGGUUGCAGCAAAGCAGGCUCAAGCUGGAAACUGAUCGCGGGUGGGUUGAAGCAAAUUUCAGUUGGUAGCUCGGGUGUUUGGGGAGUCAACUCCGGUGAUCAAAUCUUCUACCGUCAGGGGACCUUCGGGGACCCGGUCGAAGACACCGAUGGGUCCGGCUGGACCAAUGUGGCUGGCGGUCUCAAGUACAUCAGCUCCGCUGAAGUGGUGUAUGGUGUCAAUGCAGGGGAUUCGAUCUACUACCGUGCAGGUGUCUGUGAGGAAACCCCAGUGGGUACAUCUUGGGUGCAGAUUGCUGGAGGGCUGAAACAGAUUGAGUCACUAUCACCUGUUGUCUGGGGCGUCAACUCAAACGCUAAUAUCUACACAAAAGAAGAUGAUGCUUAA
Asterias rubens (European starfish) is the source of this 807-nucleotide messenger RNA. RefSeq names its product lectin L6-like. The record is from RefSeq and is a predicted model, not a curated record. The coding region runs from base 1 to 807 and encodes 268 amino acids. NCBI's taxonomy places the organism in Eukaryota, Metazoa, Echinodermata, Asteroidea, Forcipulatida, Asteriidae. The transcript has 2 exons.